CGUAAACAUAAAAUCCCAAAUCUUUUACGAAUGACAUAAAAACGAAAAGGGUGGGAAACAUCGCAAUUAAUCACCAACAUUCAGCUCAGCCAGCCAUUUCCAGCAAAUUAAUUUAAUUGCUAGUUUUGAAGUGACGAAAGAGAUGCAGAAGACGAUCAAAUCUUUCUUCAAACACUCAUCUACUCCUCCAUCUACACCACAGACUAGCAAUUUUGAUGAUUUGUUCGACGGAAUUAGGGCACAAAAUCACCCAGAGAUUCGAAUCAAAUACACCCGCCAACCCACCAGGGUUGGAGAAUCGACAAGUGAUGGAUUAACCGGGGAAGAAAGUUUGGAAGAGAAAAAUGCAGAGAGUGAGAAAUUGAAAGGGAAGAUUUUGAACAAAAAGAGGAAAUAUGCGCAGUUUCAUUUGGAAUUGGGUCAGUCUGAUUUUCUUCUUCAUACAUGUAAAAUUUGUGGGAUGAAGUAUUCUAAAGGGGAUGAAGUUGAUGAGAAGGUUCAUGGUAGGUUUCACAAGAAUUAUACUCAUGGUAUUCCAUUUAAGGGUUGGCGCCACGAACGAGUGGUGCAUUUGCCGGCACUCGAAAGGGACCGUGUUAUCCAUAUAUUGAAUUGUGAUCCCCUGGCUCAACGGAAGAAGGUUCAAGAGAUUGUGAAGACAAUGGAGAUUGAACUCGGUGAUGGGUGGAUAUUCCAUGAGCUUUGUCAGGUGUAUUUAUUUGUAUCUUCACAAAGAGUUGCGGCUUGUAUGAUUGUGGAGCCAAUUAACACGGCGCACAAGCUCCUUUCAGACUCUCUGCCAAAAAUCUCUGAUGGUUCUAGUGGAAAGGAAGUAAUACCUAAACCAAAGACAUUGCAGUUUGGAGAAAUAUGCUUUCGAAGGGAAGUUUCCAGAAAAGGCACUAAUCAUAGAAACUCAGAGGCAAUGGAUUCUAACUUACUUGGAUCCAUUGUCUGUGAAGAGGAAGCAACACCUGCUUCUUGUGGCAUUAGGUCUAUUUGGGUUAGUCCAUCAAACCAAAGAAAAGGCAUUGCGACUUACUUGCUGGAUGCUGUGAGGAAAAGCUUCGGUAUAAACUAUGUUCUUGAACGCUCACAACUAGCAUUCUCUAAUCCAACGUCAGCAGGAAAAGCAUUGGCAACCAAUUAUAUCGGUACAGGUUCUUUACUGGUAUACAAAACCUAGUUAUUUGACAAUAUUCCCCAAUAUGUUCUCAAUGUUAAAGUUGGAGUUUCAAAAAUUACACUAAUUUUUUAUUCCUGAUUAUCCUGCAAAAUCUCUCUAUCUUGA
Molecule: messenger RNA, 1291 nt
Organism: Spinacia oleracea (spinach)
Lineage: Eukaryota; Viridiplantae; Streptophyta; Magnoliopsida; Caryophyllales; Amaranthaceae
Product: protein CHROMOSOME TRANSMISSION FIDELITY 7
Exons: 6
Coding region: 143-1186 (347 amino acids)
Biological process (GO): mitotic sister chromatid cohesion
Cellular component (GO): nucleus; chromatin
Molecular function (GO): protein-lysine-acetyltransferase activity
Source: RefSeq, a predicted model, not a curated record